AUGUUCAUCAGCAGUUCAAUGGAUCGCUCCGGUACAAAAGUCCAUACAAAGGUCCCCCGACACCAGAAGUCGAAGAAGCAUGGUACGAUAUAAUGAAGUGUAUGUAUUCUAUAUCGAUAUCAACCUCCACAGGCCAUGAGCUGACUCUCCACAGUCGGCAUGAUCAGUGUUUCCAAAGAAGACAUUGAGAAAAUUCAACACCCAGAUUGGUCUGCACAAUUUCCCCAGGAUACUGGAGGAGGCUACAUCGCAGCUACCAUUGGCUCUCAUCAAGUACACUGUCUCCACUACAUCUGGCAGGACCAUCAUAUGUCCUAUUUCCCGAAAACUCAGGAGAAGAAACAACGAGUACCAGAACUGUAUGAGUUGCACUACGAACAUUGCGUGGAUUACAUCCGACAAAGUCUGAUGUGCCAGUUUGAUACGGGAAUUAUCCCAUACAACUGGGUAUUAGAUCACCAGAAUCCAACACCGAACGCAAAUACGCAUCAUAAAUGUGUAGAUUGGGAUUCAUUACAGAACUGGUUGGAAGACCGAAAGGUAGUUAUGCCAGAGGGAUUUCAGUGGAAGCAGCCUGGAAAUGUGAUUUCACUAGAUUGGAAUCCGUGA
Molecule: messenger RNA, 609 nt
Organism: Hymenoscyphus albidus
Lineage: Eukaryota; Fungi; Ascomycota; Leotiomycetes; Helotiales; Helotiaceae
Source: the annotation of a GenBank genome assembly